This is a messenger RNA of Porites lobata, 6437 nucleotides long. Lineage: Eukaryota; Metazoa; Cnidaria; Anthozoa; Scleractinia; Poritidae. The record is from the annotation of a GenBank genome assembly.
GUCAUUUUCAAGGAUUUUGCGUGGUUUUCGCUGCGCUAAUGUUUUGGUUCAUAAUCAUUCAGUGCUCGAAUUAGACAGGAGAAUGCCUUCCAAACAAAGUGAUAAUGUCGGUUUAUGGAAACCCUCCAAAGCAAGAUACGAAUUUCGAAGAAAUCCCGAGUGGCAGGGGAAAACAAGUUCCGGAUUUUGCAUGGGUUACCUUCAGGCGAAUUUAGCGAUUCUUCCAAGUUCUUUGGCGAAGGAUUUUCAACGUUUUUGCGAGCUUAACAAUGCUCCAUGUCCGUUAUUGUACAGAAGCAAAACUGGUGAACUAUCAGCUGGAUUUCUUGCUCCUGACUCUGAUGUAAGGUACAAUGAAAGCUCCCAGCCCUAAUGAAUCGCCUUGCCCAUAUAGGACAAGUAAUUCAUGGUAGACUACCAUGAAUUACUUGCCACUUAAUAAUAGGUUCGGGAAUGGGUUGGUUACCGUGGUGGGGAAAGGGUUCUGCUUCAGUCAAAAAGGGCAAAGGAAAGUAUAUCCAUUUAUAGCCAGUUUAAAAUAAACCAAACGUUUCCGUUUAUACAACGCUGAUUUACAUGUCACAUUUUUAUUCGUAAGGCUAACCUAUAUGAGGUGAAUCCUGAGUUCUGAUAGGCUACACAAGUUGGCCAGGUGGGCCAGCUCAGGAUUAACCACUUUAUCCCAUGGGAAAAGAUUUUGUUUUGGGUAUAUUAUGAAUAUCUUUAUUGACAAAGCUUGUUCAGCCAAGAUGGCUUGGAUAUUGGCCUCUGACUCUUAUUUUGCAUAAGUUAACCUCGACUUUGUCUUAUAAUGCACAAAAAUGGAUAAAAAGAACUUGGCCAAUAUCGCAUGUCCAGCCAUCUUAACGAAUGCAUACUUGGUCAGUAAUGCAUUUACUGUUAACUCUGAAACACUGCAUUUCCUCCCCAACAGGCACAAAUUCACACUGCCUUGAAGAAAAUGACGAGAUUCCUUACUAUUUACAAAUCUUAUGUACCUGUAGCUUGUUCUGCAAUAAACCGUUUCCUGGUAUUUUUAACUUUUGAUGUGGACAAGAUACAGAAAAUCUGUCUACACCUCUGGAAAGAGCACCUUGAUAGUAGGAAAAUUGCCAAAUUUGAAACUGGUACGUCUUAAACAAGCAAAGAUUAAGCUCCCCAAUUUGCGAAAAUUUACAGAUGUUUGUAUGCUGGGGCCGGGGCAAGUUUGUGCGCCCAAACAUACAUAUUUUUGUAAAAUUUAGGGAUUUUGAGGAACUAUAUCUUCAUCAGUGUUCACCAAAUCACUUUCAAACUGACUCAGUUUCUUGUCAUCUGUUGCUAAGGAUAACAAGGAUGGACAUGGCCCAGGGGGAGGGGGGACUUCAUGUGUGAAAAUAACAUGUUAUCUUCACAUGUGAAAAUAUCACCAUUGCUAUGGCUUCAUAAUAAACCGCACCUUUCAGACCAAAAACUAUUGAAGUAAAAUGGUUUGGCAUUUCAUUGGUGUUUAUAUAAUAAAUAGGACAUUACAUGGUUGCUUGGAGAUAUGAAAUUUCUCUUCGCAUGUUGAGAAAAAUAUUUCACUCGUUCACUGCGCUCACUCAUGAAAUAUUUUUCAACACUUGAAGAGAAAUUUCAUAUCUCCGGGCGGCCAUGUAAUAUCUUCUAUUGGUCAAUGCUUCCUGAUGAAGUUUGUUUGAUAUCUGCUAGGCAUAAUAUCGUGUAUGGGUGAUAGCACUAAAUAACCACCUUAUCUCAGAAUUGCAAUAUCCUUUUGUCAUAACUGUUAAGGGGUCAAAAUUAUAUUCAGUUUGAAUUUUUUAACCUACAAUCUUGGACAAAGUAUUGAGAAUUUUGCACUUUCUUACAUACAGAACUCCUAUCUCGCGGAUAAUUUUGGUACUGCUAUGGCCCCCAUCCUUGGCCCCACCCUGGUCAAAGUUGUUUAGUCAGAGGUUAUCCAGCUGAACUUCAACAUUGUGUUUUUUUGGGGGGGGGAAUGGAGGGCAGUAUUUGUAGUUGCCAGUGCUUUCAUUUUUCUCAACCUUUUUUUGUCCAAGAUUGUAGACUGAUUCUCAUUCACGAGUUUAACGAAUUAGGGCUAGGAGACAAAGGAAAUUGAAAUUUAACCUAGGUUAGAAAAUUGCAACCUGAAUAUAUUUUUUACUUUAACAUAGCCCCCUUAAUUUAAUUCCAUCUGUGCCACAUAUUUGCUGCAAUAUGGGGGAAGAGUGACCCAUCCCAGGACACAAGCAUACUUGUAACCAAGGGAGACAUAAACCGUACAAACCUUUUUCUUUUGCUUCAACUCAUUAUCUCUUUACUUUAACAAGGGGCUAGUAUUUGAGAUGUCACUCUUUUGAAUCCUUUUACAGUGGCAAAGUAACUUUUGAACUCCAUGGUGAUUGAACAAUUUUUGCCUUUUUUUCUUUGUUGGAGCCGGUAUUGUGUCAGUGAGUAUCAACUUGAAACUCACUGACAAUACUACAAUGAAUAUAAAUAUUUCUUCAGUGUUUGGAGACUUAACAUUUGAUCAGCGAAUUUUGCAAAAUAACAUUCAUGUGUUUUUUUUCUAAAUUACACUUUCAGGACUGACCUUCAGUUAUACUGUAUCUCUAAAGAUGGAAACAUCGACACCAUGAAAUCCAGCAGCCUUAGCGACUACUCAUUAGAUGAUUACGUGUCAUUUUAUCUUGGGUGUAGCUUUUCCUUUGAGGAAGCAAUGAUAAAAGCAGGAAUUCCUCUUCAAAACGUCGCUGAGAAAAGGAAUGUUUCAAUGUUUAUCACUAACAUUCAAUGUAAGCCCGCAGGGCCAUUUUCUUGUCCAAUGGUUGUUUCAAUGCGUCCCAUUCCAAGAGGGCUUGUAGAAAAAGCAGUCAUUGUUACAGCAGCUUAUGAUGCAGUUCACGGAGCACCAAUUCAUGUUGGAGAUCCAUCUGUUAUAGGAAUAGAUGACAUUAACAACACAGACUUUGGUGAACCUUCAGACAUUGGUGAUCUUAUACCCAUGUUUUGGGCUUGUGGUGUAACAUCAUCACUAGCAGUAAGAUCAGCAAGUAAGAAACGUUUUGUUAAGCUUCGCCUGUACACUGCUGUCUUGUUUUAUUUUUAUUUUCCUUCUUUUUGAAAACAUCGGCGAGCAGAGAGCAAGAACGAAAAAUAAAGUCUAUAAUUUUCUUAUUUCCCACAACUACCCCCUUGUGCUGGCAGUCCAUAAAUCCCCUGCUCACUAUGUUUUUUAUAACACAUGCUAGAUGGACUUUGAAGAGGAAACAGAGGGUCUGUGGACAGGCUUUGUUAAGCUAACAAAUAAACAAAUAUAGAUACCAUUUUAUGCUAGUGCAUCUGUUCAGUUAUAGAUUACAAAAGACAUCAAAAGGUGAUAUGAACAAGUGUCAGGUACAUUGAGUGUCGUCUUCUUUAAGAUACCACUAAUUAAAAUAGAAAAUCUCUUUUAAAGCAAUUUUAAAUGAAGUUAAUUUUUUCCGGUUUGCAGAACCUUCACUGUGCUUCAGCCAUAGUCCUGGUUCAAUGUUUAUUGCAGACAUUUCUGUUGAGGAAUAUUUCAAACUCCAUAAACCACAACAUGGUGAUGAACAACCGAGGCUUAUCACUCUGACAGAUCAACCCUACCUUGCUUCUGUCUGUUCUGACAGUGUGCUGAUGAAAGUAGAAGAUCUGGCUAAAAUAUCUGCUGACCCAAGCAACACUGGAAGUACAAAAGACGUUGGGGUGACUAGUGAAUUCUUGAAGAGUGCAGUGAGAUUAUCCCAUGCCCCAUCUGUUGUUAUUGGCUUUCUUGGAGGAAGUGAAACCUCUGUAGAUUAUAUCCAGGGAGUGAUGGCUCUUGUCAAAGCUCUUCAAGCCUUGAACAAGCAAAUAACUGUUGUUAUGCCACAAAAUUCACAACAAUUUCAGGAUAACAUUGAAGCAUAUGCAUCCCAAGGACAAAUCUCCAAAGACAAUUUCCGUGUGGUUAAAUGUGAUAGGAAUUGUGAUGUUAGCGAGGCAGUCUUUCAGGGUGAAAUAAAUCACAGGCGUGACACAGUGAUUGCAUUUCAGCUUACCAGAACCUCUGAAAAGGCUGACUUUAAAGAUCCAGUGGAUAGUUUUUUCCAAGAAGGUGGUUAAUUUUUUUGUUUGAAUGUACAUACGUUUACCCUUUCCUUAAAUUAAAGUACUUUGUUCAACUAAGUAAGAAGCAUGAAGAAGGAAAAAUUCUGGAUUUUUGUCAAUACAUUAAUUUUUGUUCCUGAUAUCUGUGAAAAUGCAGCUGAUUUUUAGAAAAACCAUUUACUAGGUUUAAAAGAUGGUGUACAAUUAAUGACACUUUACUUCUAAUGUAUCCAUUAUAUCCCAUGGACUCUUUCUUUCUGUCACUGCUCUCAUUCAGGACAAUUUUCUUUUUCACUAUAUGGUACAUGCUUUCCACAGCAAUGUAAUGUUGAUCCUAGCAGUAUGCUUAUCCUGGAUGCACCACACAUGCACCAAGGAUAUGCCCUGAAUUUACUCAAACUUUAUUAAUUUUUGUGCUUUUCUCAAGCAGUAAGGAGCCAGGAAAAUGGAAUUGUGUCCAUAAAGAUCACUGAAGUUGAAACUAUCCCAUCAGUAGAUCAAGCCAUGGACAGCCACACAUUGGUCACCAGCUCAUUGAAGGUAGCUGGGUGUGGUCUUGCUGCUGCUCUCUAUGUUCUUAACAAGUGUCCAAUUCACUCACGAUAUGUGCAGCGUGGUAUUGGGAAGAAACAAGUAUAUCAAGUUGAACAGUUUAAGCUGCGUGGCGUUGAGGUACAAAUGCUUAAAUUGAGAGCUUUUCAGCAAUGGUGUAGGUGUGACCUUUGAUGUUGGCAGUUGACAAAACCAGGAUUGGACCAGAUCGAACAACUUGUAACCCUAUCCCCAACCUUUUACCAUUAGUGAGUUACAGGGAUUAAUUCAAUUCAGUCCAAUCCAGGUCUUGUUACCCUUUUUUAUGUUCUUAUGAUACCAACUGAAAGCUAAAUAAGCAGUGCUCUUCUGUUAACCCUUUAAGUCCCAAUAGUGACUAACGUCAAUUUUCUCCUAACGAUAUCCAUACAAUGUCAAGCGAUUAGGUUAUGAGAAUUAAUAAAAUGAUCACCUAAGGAAAAAUGCCCUGAUCUUUUAUCAAAUUCUCUCAACUCAUUCAUGAAGGAAAUGUAUGGAGAUCAGUUUGGAGAAUUUGUAUGUGGAUAUUGGGGCUCAAAGGGUCAAACUCUAACCAUUUAUGUGACAGAUAUUUGAUUACAGAUGUUUGUGUAGUAUGUGGUUGGUGGGGCAAGUUUGUGAUCCUCUGUCUGUCCUGCUUCAUGCAGGUUAAUGUGAAAAUAUUACUCUGACAUGAACUUCCUCUCCCCUGCCGCACCAUAAAAACAUCUGUAAAAUUUGGCAACCUUUCCAGUGCUGCACCUUUGUUAGUUUUCAACAGAUCACUUUUAAACUUGCAGGACAAUGUAACUUAUUUAAGGCAUUCUUUAAAGUAGUGUUAACAGAUUUUUGCGAGCUAUUCCAAGUGAGAAGAUGAAAAAAGAAAAUCAUGGAAGUGGUUGUUGAACCACAAUAACAUAUGCACCAUUUCAUUGGCUCCAAAUCCUGAUGGAAAGAUCAACUCUGUAACGUGUUAUGCUGGUGCAUCAGUGUUACCUUUAAGUGAUUGUCAAAGACACUUUUAUUUUAGACUGCAAAACAGUCGGUUUUUUUCUCAAAAUCAGUAAAGAAAUCGGUAAAGCGUGGCGUAAGAAUCUUACGCGCGCGAAGCGCGCGAGCCUCACACGCCCGUCGGGCGUGUGAGGCGAGUCUCGCUCUCUGUUUUCAGCCUCAUUCCAGACCUUUUGUUUGACUGCUCGCGCGUACUUGAAUACGCAAAAAUACGGACUGUUUUGCAGUCUACUUUUAUUUUGUCUAAUGACUCCUACUAUCUUUUGUCUUAUAGGAAGAAGUUUGCAGCCGUAUGUUCCAGAUUGUAACAGGAAGUUGAUGUACCAUAAUCUGUUUAUUUGUCUCCAUUUUUUCUUUUGCAACCACAACCCACUCUGAUAUAAAAGUGACUAGUUCACCUAAAACUAAUCAAAUAAUUAUAAUUGAGAUAUUAUUCUAGGUUUUUUUGGAACAGAGGGGAAGUCUACGUACAACACAUGGAAAGUUUCUCUCUGCGAACACUUUUACUAGCCGUCAUAUUUAAAAGUACGUUAUCUCUCCGGGAGAGGGUACUCAAGAGACGUUCAGUUAGAAGUGUGCCUCCAUGUCUUCUAACCCCUUCCCUCUUUAAAUAAAGACGCCCUGUUGAGGACGCUAAAUAGUGAAAUUGUAUACCCUGUUUAAAACUCCCGGCAGACGGUGAAAACCAUACCCCCUCACAGCGAGACAUACCCCACUAUCACUCCCAAGUAGCUCACCGUGCGCGUUAGGAGCGAAGACGACUGGGGACGAGUCAGCGU